AUACCUUUAUGUUGACUCCUACUGUUGAGGAAAGUGACCACCAGCUCCUCUCUCACAACUCUCAUGUAGCUGAGAGCCAAGAUCAGAAAGGAGGCAAGCAUGGAGACUCAGGCUCAACUAGAACUGCAGAGCCAAAUGAACAGAGUCUACAUCACGAAAGCACAAGUCACAGUAACAAUGUAGACAACCCUCACCUGUCAGAGAUGCACUGUGAUACUCACACAGGUAAACAGCCGUUUGCAUGCAAAACAUGUGGGAAAGCUUUCAGAAAUAAUAGUUACUUGGUAAUGCACAUGAGAAUCCACGCAGGUGAGAAGCCAUAUUCUUGCAAAACAUGUGGGAAAACAUUCAUUCGGAAAUCAGAUAUGAAUUAUCACAAAAGAAUCCACACAGGUGAGAAGCCGUUUGCAUGCAAAAUAUGUGGGAAAGUAUUUACUUAUAAAUCAACAUUGAACUCUCAUACAAUAAUCCACACAGGUGAGAAGCCGUUUGCAUGCAAAAUAUGUGGGAAAGUAUUUACUUAUAAAUCAACAUUGAACUCUCAUACAAAAAUCCACACAGAUGAUAAGCUGUUUGCAUGCAAAACAUGUGGGAAAGUUUUCGAAAAUAAUAGUCAAGUGACAUACCACAUGAGAACCCACACUGAUGAGAAGCCAUAUUCUUGCAAAAUAUGUGGGAAUGGAUUUAUGAGGAAUUCAUCAUUGGACUGUCAUAUAAGAAUCCACACAGGUGAGAAGCCGUUUGCAUGCAAAACAUGUGGGAAAGCUUUCUCAAAUAAUAGUAACUUGGUAACUCACAUGAGAACCCACACAGAUGAGAAGCCAUAUUCUUGUAAUACAUGCAAAAAAAAAUUCCAGCGUAAUGAUACCUUGAAAGCCCACAUGAGAACACACAUGGGGGGAAAAGGUGCAUCACUGCAGCACAGAGGGUCCAGAGAUUAAAGAGUAACAGGAGGAACUAAAAGGAGUUUGACACUCUUGACUUCAGGGUUACACUCUGUAAUAAGUGUUGGAUCACACACUAUUUCUACACACUACCUCAGCAAUGAGCUCACUGAGGUUAUUUCUUCGUUAGAGGAAGAUUGUCCGUCUGUUUUGGGUUAUUGGAUUGCAAUGGGAUAGUGCUUGAUCACCUGAACGUACAGGUGUAAAUACAGCUGUGAUGGAGGACAUGGCUGGUGGGAUGCUGGGCUUCAGAAGCUUGUGCGUAAUGCAUACUGGUACAUGCAGGCAGUCCCUGCACGGCUCCGCGAGCAGGAGAACUCAGCUUUAGGAUUCAGGGGGAUCUAUUGGCAGAAGUGGAAUAUAGUAUUCAUAGCUGUUUUCUUUGGUCUAUAAUCACAUGAAACUAAGAAUCGUAUGUUCAUUAGAUUAGAAUGAGCCCUUCAUAUCUACAUGAGGAGCGUAUCCUCUUCCACUGAGACCACCAUGUUGUCUCUUUAGUAUCCCAGAACAGACGAACAAAACUCUGGCUCUAGAAAGGGUCUUUCCUGUUUUUAUGUUACCAGAAGCCACUGUAGGUUCUCUCAACACUUGGAAAAGGAGGUCAGUGGAGGAGUAUUCAGUUAGUUGCACCUGCAGUUAAUAUUGUAACUGACAAUGAUGAACAAACUGUUUACCAAGAUGAAUGUUACUGCAUUGUAUGCAACUUUUUAAACAACGACACUGAGCAUGGAUGAUUGUAGCAACACUGUUAAUAUAAUUUGUUAUUCUGCUGCAUUGAAGACUGACUGACAGAACAUAUUGCUGGAAAGGCCAGAAGAUAUACAAGCUUAAGGAGAACGUAUUCAUAUCACACAUGUUAGUUACCAUGGUAGAAUGGUGCAUCACAUUUUAUUUAUUUAUUUUGUAAAUAAUGAAUGUGUGUGUAUACAUUGUCUUAAAGAGAUGCUAUCAAGUAAUUUAUUUCUAAAUGCUGUAAACAUGUUGUGAUUUAAAAAGUAAUAAUCUGAUCAAAUGUUAA
Molecule: messenger RNA, 1962 nt
Organism: Cottoperca gobio
Lineage: Eukaryota; Metazoa; Chordata; Actinopteri; Perciformes; Bovichtidae
Product: oocyte zinc finger protein XlCOF19-like
Exons: 2
Coding region: 9-941 (310 amino acids)
Source: RefSeq, a predicted model, not a curated record